AUGGCCCGGGACCUCGUCGCCAGAGACGGGCGGGGAAAAGGAGGCUCAAGAGAGGGGCAAGACCGGCCUGCCAACCACUCGUCUGCUCGAGAGAGAGCAGGUAAUAGGGAGGAAAAUGAGAUCCUGCACCCGGAACACCUGAAUGGGGUGAAGCUGGAGAUGGAUGGGCACCUCAACAAAGAUUUCCACCAGGAGGUCUUCCUGGGCAAGGACAUGGAUGACUUUGAGGAGGACGCAGAGCUUCGGAAGAGCCGGAGGAAGCUGAUGGUCAUCUUCUCCAAGGUGGAUUUGAACACCGACAGGAGGAUCAGCGCCAAGGAGAUGCAGAACUGGAUCAUGCAGAAGACCGCUGAGCACUUCCAGGAGGCUGUUGCCGAGAGCAGGGCGCACUUCCGAGCCGUGGACCCUGAUGGUGACGGCCACGUAUCUUGGGAUGAGUACAAGGUGAAGUUUUUGGCCACCAAAGGCCACAAUGAGAGAGAAGUUGCUGAAAAGAUAAAGAAUAAGUGGGACCUGAACAUCGAUGAGGAGACACAGGAAGUCCUGGAGAACCUCAAAGACCGCUGGUAUCAGGCGGACAACCCGCCCCCGGACCUGCUGCUGACAGAGAGCGAGUUCCUAUCGUUCCUGCACCCCGAGCACAGUCGUGGCAUGCUGCAGUUCAUGGUCAAGGAGAUCAUCCGGGACCUGGACCAGGACGGUGACAAGAAGCUCUCGCAGUCUGAGUUAAUCUCUCUGCCCGUGGGCACCGUGGAGAACCAGCAGGGCCAGGAUGUUGAUGACGGCUGGGUGCGGGAUAGGAAGAGAGAGUUUGAGGCUGAUGGGAUCGUGACCAUGGCGGAGUUGGAGGACUACAUGGACCCCAUAAACGAGUUCAGAGCCCUUAAUGAGGCCAAGCAGAUGAUCGCUAUUGCUGACGAGAACCAGAAUCACUACCUGGAGCCCGAGGAGGUGCUGAAGUACAGUGAGUUCUUCACAGGCAGCAAGCUGGUGGACUACGCCCGCAGCGUGCACGAGGAGUUCUGAGCCACCGCCGCAUCCCCCGCCCCCCCCCCCCCCCGCAGCACCUCGCGGGCUGCCCGCACUCUGAUUCCAGUGUAAUCGCUGCAUCUCGCUUCUGAGAACUCAGAGCCCUGCUGCCGGAGACACUGACCACAUCAGGGCGGCGGGCUCCCCCACCGUGGGAAACGACGAAGCUCCUGCUGUUCCCUCGAAAACUGAAAGGUGAAGCUUUGCUGGAAACCGGCAGCCAGUGGCCAGGGUGGGGUGGGGUGGGGUGCUGGGUAGGCCUGUGAGAGCCGCCAGCCCAUGGCCUUCAGUCUCUGAGGAGCAUGAAUAUUGGUGACAGGAAUCACAUUAAUUUACUUCAAAAUAGAGUUGCCUUUUUCCUCUCAAAAA
This is a messenger RNA of Odocoileus virginianus texanus, 1398 nucleotides long. RefSeq names its product 45 kDa calcium-binding protein-like. NCBI's taxonomy places the organism in Eukaryota, Metazoa, Chordata, Mammalia, Artiodactyla, Cervidae. Gene Ontology annotation, molecular function: calcium ion binding. Gene Ontology annotation, biological process: calcium-ion regulated exocytosis. Gene Ontology annotation, cellular component: endoplasmic reticulum. The record is from RefSeq and is a predicted model, not a curated record.